Messenger RNA from Eurytemora carolleeae, 1445 nucleotides. RefSeq lists its product as uncharacterized. The record is from RefSeq and is a predicted model, not a curated record. NCBI's taxonomy places the organism in Eukaryota, Metazoa, Arthropoda, Copepoda, Calanoida, Temoridae. Bases 30 to 1445 code for a protein of 471 amino acids. The transcript is spliced from 14 exons.
AAUUCACUUUUAGAAGAGUUUAAGACAAAAUGGCUGAAGCUGUAAAUGUUGCAAAAGCUAGUAAAAUGGAACCUGCUUGGCCGGCCUUCAGGCCUACCAAGCCAGAUCCGGUUCUAGGAAAAAAGGAGAUGUCACCUGAACAAAGUUUGAUUGAAUUUAUAUCAACCUCAGCUUCUCUUCAUGGUGUCAAGAAAAUGUCUCUCCGAAACCUGGAAUGGGAUCUUCUCAAGGUGUUUCCUUACAACAUCAUGCCUGCUAAUGCAGCAGCCUGGUAUAUGGCUAAACGUAAGUUCUACGCUGAUCAGCCAGCUGACCAGCAGCUUCUGCCCUACCUUCUCAACAAGUAUCCUGAGAAGUUUCAUAUAUCCAAGCAACAGGUUGAAUUUCUUGAGGUUUACUCUAAAGAGACUGCUAAGCGUAAACUGAAUUAUCUUGUUCAGUUUGGAUUAGAUGCAUAUUUCACCCACAAGGUUGAUGAGUUUGGAGUGUAUUUCUUUGAUCCUACAUACUAUGAAGUCACUGAACCUUUCCAUGAGUCAAUCAGACUUUGUGUGCCAGGAGUCAGAUCCAGAUUAGUGUCCGCUUUCUUCAACCAGCAGAAGCAAUUCCACUUUGAGCAGCAUUCUAACAAUCUUGCUUCCAUUUCCAAGCCACCAGGACUAAAGGUUAUGACUAACAUGACCGGAGUGAUUGUGUCUAUGGUAAACAACCAAUAUGGAUUCCUGAAGUUUGGUAGUGGGCAGAAAGCUUUGUUCUGUGCCAAGGGAUUGUACAGAGAUGGCUGGCAAUAUACAGGAGACCCUUUGCGACUUCCAGCAAUGUACUUUGAUGCUUAUCAGGUUGGAAAGGGAUCUGGACCUGUUGAUGACAAGUGUGAUUGGUUUGCUGUCUUGGUUUGGUGUGGCAAGAAGCCUGCUCCAAAGCACUACUGUUCCAAGACUGAUUUUAACUCCACACCAAUUGGAUUUCCCAAACCUGUAACCCAGCAUUCUGAAGGAAGGAAGCUUAGGCAGCCUAGUAGCAGCAUGAUGAUUGGUCAGGUUGUAAGUAUUCGUAAGAAUGGUGCAGUCAUAUCAGUGCGCGAAGAUUCUAAGGACAAGGUUUUUGUUCCUGGCUGGAGCAAAGAGAAUAAUAAGAGGGAUGGACUAUGGUUGACUACCUUGACUGGAGACACUGUUGGUCUACAUGAUCUUGUUGCCUAUUAUGUUGACACAAAAGAGACUAUGCCUGGAUUCUCAGCGGUUGGGAAGAAUGUGAUGGUUCUCAAGGAAUAUGAGGAGUUUGCUGUUUCUAAGAAUCGAAGGAACAGAAUGUCUGUUGCAAUGAGUUCAGGCGCUAACUAUAAUCCUCGUAAUAGUGAAUCCUAUCUCUCUGAAAUGUCGGAUUCUAUGGAUGACUCAGAAUCUGAAGUUGUAAGUUUUACUAAAACUUUAAAAACAGUUUAG